CAUCACCAUCGAAAGGCAAGAAUCAACUUGAAGAGCAGGGAGCAGCUGGAAACAAAGCAGAAGUUUAUUAGAAAGGACAGAUCCAGUUGAGCAUACUGUGAAGAGAAUGACGAGGCAUCGAUCUGCGAUGGAGUUACCAGCGAAGUUGCUGAGUUUCAUGUUCUUAUCGGCGAUAUGUUUACCUUCGGUGCUGGGAGGUCGUUCGUUCCUUCAAUCGCUGCCGCCUCUGCCAUCUCUUCCAUCGCUGCCUCCUCUCCCAACUCUUUCCAUUCAUCUUCCUUCGUUGCCUCCUCUUCCAACUCAUCUCCCGACGCUGCCGCCUCUGCCCACUCUUCCUCCUGCUCAUCUCCCGACGCUGCCGCCUCUGCCCACUCUUCCUCCUACUCAUCUUCCAACGCUGCCACCUCUCCCAGCCCAUCUUCCGAGCCUUCCUCCUCUUCCCACUGUUCUUUCUCAUCUCCCAAAGCCUCCUCCGUUCCCCCAUGUUCCUUCCCAUGGCUCAGCGCCAUCUCCUUCUCAUUCGAUAUCCCCUUCUGCUCCUGACUCUAAAGCACCGUCUCCAGCUCAUUCAUCUUGAUUUGAGUCGAGCUUCAGCCGUUCGACUCUUGGCAGGGUCAGACAAUAUUGAGACUCAUCGCUCACCUUCCGGCAACGGUCAACCGGUGAUCCUCCCUACCUUCUGAUUUUACACGAACAAAUUCUAUUUGAUAACUUCUCGCCGCGAUCUUGGUCAAUCUCGUCUGCCGUGGAUUGCUUUCUUCGAAUAGGAAGUCUCAGCCGUCUCCAACAAUCGAUGUUUCUCUGGAAGGACUCUGGGCAUUUUAUUCAUGUGAUGAUAUAUUUCCGACUUCUGUACGUGUAUGGGCACUGCACUGAUUACUGGUCGCGUAAGGCAUGCAGCAUGCAGUGAAUUCGAAGCUGGCUGUACAUCGUGCGAACACUCGAGUCGCAGAAUGUACAUCCUGCGCUUUGCUUUCUCUUCUUAUGGACCUGAUCAGAGGCAAGCUUCACAUAAUCUCCAACAAACACUGCCGCAUCAUGUGCCUGCAUAAGUCCAAUAAAUCUAAGGGCAAAGUGAAGCAGCAAAUUAUCUGCAAAAGAAUACCAACUGUACGGUACCAUUGUUUUUUUAAUAAAAAAAUAAAGACCACAUUGUACUUUGC
Messenger RNA from Marchantia polymorpha subsp. ruderalis, 1163 nucleotides. The record is from the annotation of a GenBank genome assembly. Lineage: Eukaryota; Viridiplantae; Streptophyta; Marchantiopsida; Marchantiales; Marchantiaceae.